Molecule: messenger RNA, 1452 nt
Organism: Hyposmocoma kahamanoa
Lineage: Eukaryota; Metazoa; Arthropoda; Insecta; Lepidoptera; Cosmopterigidae
Gene: Mettl14
Product: N6-adenosine-methyltransferase non-catalytic subunit
Exons: 6
Coding region: 1-1149 (382 amino acids)
Cellular component (GO): nucleus; RNA N6-methyladenosine methyltransferase complex
Molecular function (GO): mRNA binding
Source: RefSeq, a predicted model, not a curated record
AUGAGCGAAAAACUCAAAGAAUUGAGAGAGAGAUCUCAGAAAAGGAAAAAAUUACUCGCACAAGCCUUAGGGGUUCCAAGCGUAAGCGAGCUCCGGCAAGCAUUAGGCGUGACACUAGACACCCCGUCGAAGAAGCAGGCUGUAUCAUCUGCAAGCCAUGAUGGUAGUGAUAAACCUGCAUCAAAAGAGCUAGCUGAUGGACUUGUGUAUACAGAUUCUUCAACAUUCUUAAAGGGUACACAGUCCUCGAACCCACACAACGACUACUGCCAGCACUUCGUAGACACUGGCCAGCGACCCCAGAACUUUAUUCGCGACGUAGGACUGGCUGAUCGGUUUGAGGAGUACCCUAAGCUGAGAGAACUGAUCAAGCUGAAGGAUGAGCUUAUUUCCAGUAAUGCCACUCCGCCAAUGUAUUUGAAAUGUGACCUUAAGACCUUCGACCUAAAACAAAUGGGCAACAAGUUUGACGUUAUCCUGGUUGAACCACCCUUGGGCGCAGGGUGGCGCUGGGAGGACGUACUGGCCCUUGAUCUGCAGCAGAUUGCACAAGCUCGCUCUUUUAUAUUCCUCUGGUGUGGUAGCUCGGAAGGAUUGGACAUGGGCAGAGAGUGCCUUAAAAAAUGGGGUUUCCGUCGAUGCGAGGACAUAUGUUGGAUUAAAACAAACAUAAAAAACCCAGGGCAUUCGAAGAACCUUGAACAUAACGCUGUGUUCCAACGUACAAAGGAACAUUGUCUCAUGGGCAUCAAAGGGACUGUCAGAAGAUCUGUGGAUGGCGACUUCAUCCAUGCCAAUGUGGAUAUCGAUUUGAUCAUAUCGGAGGAUCCUGAGUUUGGAAGCACGGAGAAACCUAUUGAGAUAUUCCACAUUAUGGAACAUUUCUGUUUAGGAAGAAGAAGAGUUCACCUCUUUGGUCGUGACUCCACAAUCCGUCCAGGCUGGGUGACCAUCGGCCACGAACUAACCAACUCAAACUUCAACGCGGAACUGUACGCCGCAAACUUCUCCGAGGGCAGAGAGAGCACCGGAUGCACCGAAAGAAUAGAGGCGUUGAGGCCAAAAAGCCCACCCAAUACUAGUAAAGGACAGAGGCCGAGAGGCCGAGGAGGGUUCAGGGGCAGAGGUAGAGGUCGAGGCGCUAUUUAGCAGUGGUUUUGUGACAUUUUUGUAUUUGUAAUUUUAUGAGAAAUGAUCAUAUCGAAAAAUGAUUCAAAAAUAGAGGUGACACGGCCUACGAGUCCGAAGGGACGAAAAUAGAAGCCUAUUAUGCCAAUAAAGGACUUCAUAGCUUCAGGACUACACACAGUUUUUGUUUUAAGAUGUAAUCGUCGCACAUGAAAUCGAAUACUGUCGUAACUCAAAAGUAACUGAAAAGAAAGUUCAAAAAAUUACUGAAUGACACCAAUAAAUUUAUAUUCUCAUUUAUAAGUGGAUAACUAAUUAUUAGGU